Neopelma chrysocephalum (saffron-crested tyrant-manakin) is the source of this 2246-nucleotide messenger RNA. It is a transcript of the gene ACTG1, whose product is annotated as actin gamma 1. The transcript is spliced from 7 exons. Lineage: Eukaryota; Metazoa; Chordata; Aves; Passeriformes; Pipridae. The record is from RefSeq and is a predicted model, not a curated record. The coding region runs from base 16 to 1446 and encodes 476 amino acids.
GGGCCCCCCCGCCCCAUGCAGGUUCCGGGGUGCCGAGGGGGCGGGGCCAGCCCGGCAGCCGCCCCACGUGGCCUGGGCCGCGCCGGCCAAUGGAAGCGCGUGUUUCUGAAAGAUCUCCAUAUAUGGCGAUGUUCUCGGCCGGGGGGGCGGGUCCGUCGCCCUCCGGGUAUAAAAAGUCGGGGCUGGCAGCCGGGCGGUCUCACUCAGCCGGCGGCACCAGACCAGGCGGCACCGUCACCGCAUCGCCCACAGCAGCGACCCCCGCGCAGCAGCCUCCGCCAUGGAAGAGGAAAUCGCCGCCCUCGUCAUCGACAACGGCUCCGGCAUGUGCAAGGCCGGGUUCGCCGGGGACGACGCGCCCCGCGCCGUGUUCCCCUCGAUCGUCGGCCGCCCCCGGCACCAGGGCGUCAUGGUGGGCAUGGGGCAGAAGGACAGCUACGUCGGGGACGAGGCGCAGAGCAAGAGGGGCAUCCUGACCCUCAAGUACCCCAUCGAGCAUGGCAUCGUCACCAACUGGGACGACAUGGAGAAGAUCUGGCACCACACCUUCUACAACGAGCUGCGUGUGGCCCCCGAGGAGCACCCGGUGCUGCUCACAGAGGCUCCCCUGAACCCCAAGGCCAACAGAGAGAAGAUGACGCAGGGUUCUGUUCUCCUGGCAUUUCUCCCCUGACGCCUCAGAUCAUGUUUGAGACCUUCAACACCCCGGCCAUGUACGUGGCCAUUCAGGCCGUGCUGUCCCUCUACGCCUCCGGCCGCACCACAGGCAUUGUAAUGGACUCUGGGGACGGUGUGACCCACACCGUGCCCAUCUACGAGGGCUACGCUCUGCCCCACGCCAUCCUGCGUCUGGACCUGGCCGGCCGCGACCUCACCGACUACCUCAUGAAGAUCCUGACAGAGAGGGGCUACAGCUUCACCACCACGGCCGAGCGGGAGAUCGUGCGGGACAUCAAGGAGAAGCUCUGCUACGUGGCCCUGGACUUCGAGCAGGAGAUGGCCACGGCCGCCUCCUCCUCCUCGCUGGAGAAGAGCUACGAGCUGCCCGACGGGCAGGUCAUCACCAUCGGCAACGAGAGGUUCCGGUGUCCAGAGGCCCUUUUCCAGCCUUCUUUCCUGGGCAUGGAAUCCUGUGGCAUCCACGAGACCACUUUCAACUCCAUCAUGAAGUGUGACGUGGACAUCAGGAAGGACCUGUACGCCAACACGGUGCUGUCCGGAGGCACCACCAUGUACCCCGGCAUCGCCGACAGGAUGCAGAAGGAGAUCACGGCGCUGGCCCCCAGCACCAUGAAGAUCAAGAUCAUCGCCCCGCCGGAGCGCAAAUAUUCCGUGUGGAUCGGCGGCUCCAUCCUGGCGUCCCUCUCCACCUUCCAGCAGAUGUGGAUCAGCAAGCAGGAGUACGACGAGUCCGGCCCCUCCAUCGUGCACCGUAAAUGCUUCUAAACGGACUGCGGGCCCCGCUGCCACGCCCGGGAGCUGUGCCCAGGCAUCCAUACACCUCAUGCCAGCCUCCUGCAACUGGAAUAAGCCUUCUUCCAAAAGAAAAUCCUGCCCUUGGGAAGUCUGUACCUGAUGUUAGACACGUGGAUGGGCGCGCUGUCACUUGAUUUGACCUUGUUGUAACCGAGUUAAGCCGCUCCCCGAGCUCAUACCCUGUACGGAUCGGCUCCCCCGGGGCUCCCCGAUCCCGGGAUUUCCCCAUCCCAGGGACCCCCCCCCACACUGACAGCGGCCCCGGGACCGCUCUGUACAGGGUAUUUUGGAGCCAGAGUUUGCUGUACAUCCCGUGUGGAAUAUUCCAGGUUUCCUGUAGAGGCUGGUAGGAGUCCAUCGAGAAUUAUUUUUUUUUUUUUUCCCCUUUUCUAGCAAGGUUGGGAAAAAAAAAAAACAGAACAUAUCGCAUCCGAGCCUUACACCCUCCUCAUCCCUCUCUUCAUCCCCCUCCUCCCCCUGGUCCCACCGCAGGGCUCGAGUCCUCAGCUCUGAGUUGCUGAAACUCUGCAUUUACACCUGUAAAUUUCCGCAUUUUAAUUUAUGUCAGAUUUUUUUCUUUUCUUUUUUUUUUUUUGUUCUUUUUUUUUUCUUUUUUUUUGUACGUUGCCUUAAUGUUCUCACGUGACGGUAGAAAAAAAAAAACAAACCAAAAUUUGUUUAAGAAUCAUCUGAAAAGAGUUGAGAAAUUGUAAUGCCCAACAAACACUUCAUUGUGUAAGGAAAAUAAAAUGGAAAAAAAGCUGCAGUAA